Messenger RNA from Ostrea edulis (European flat oyster), 4765 nucleotides. RefSeq names its product GTPase-activating Rap/Ran-GAP domain-like protein 3. NCBI's taxonomy places the organism in Eukaryota, Metazoa, Mollusca, Bivalvia, Ostreida, Ostreidae. Gene Ontology annotation, molecular function: GTPase activator activity. The record is from RefSeq and is a predicted model, not a curated record. Gene Ontology annotation, biological process: regulation of small GTPase mediated signal transduction; activation of GTPase activity. The coding region runs from base 401 to 3271 and encodes 956 amino acids. The transcript is spliced from 27 exons. Gene Ontology annotation, cellular component: cytoplasm.
GCAGUUCUUAAGCACAUUGAUUAUACUGACUUGUAACAAAGCUCCCUUUUCCCGUUUUAUGAAUGGAGAUUUUGAACUGGUGGUGUAUUGUGACCUUACGCGGCGGAAGAAGACUACGUAUCGAUUGAGAUUCAUCCGCCGUCGCAUGCCUAUAUGUUUGACAGGAGAGAAAUAACCUGUUUAGAGUGAAAUCGGCACACGAUAGGAGAAGAUAUACAACGCUAAUUUGAUUUGUCAUGUUAUUUUUAUCAACAAUUGGUUAACAUACAUGUGAAAAGUCGAUAUUGUUCAUGGAAUUGUGCUUGUGCAUAUCUCAAAAAUCUUUAAUUUACCUGCAAGAGAUGUUGGGAUUGAUGACAUUUAUCUGUUUAAGAAAAACAAUUUAAAAGUUAGACGUCUAAUGCCUUGUGCUAUGGAAGAAUUUUUAUAUCGAUUUCGUUCGAAAUCUGUCUCCACUCGAAAGAAACCUCCAACCCAAAGUCCCAUUAAAGAACAGAGAAGGGUCACUUGGAAGGAAGCAAAUGGACACCAGUUUCGACCACGAUGCUCCAGCACGCCCACAACUGAUCUGACGGUACGAAGAGAUGCUUUCAGCAGACGACAAUAUGGCUCCGUGGAAACGUUAACGCUAUUAGAUGAUGACAGUAAGAGCCAAUCAGCGGGCAGGUUUCGAAUUGAAACAGGUGACUUGGAGGGAAGUGAAGAGGUUUCUAGUCCCAUUGCUAGCCCUAUUCAUCUAGAAAAUCCAGAAUUCCAAACCCGAUGGUAUUUUAAAUACUUCCUUGGAAAACUACACCAGAACUACGUAGGGAUCGACACAGAGAAGGAUCCCUUCAUCCUGUCCGUGGUCGUCACAGACGCUAAUAACCACAACGUCCCUCAGUAUAGAGCUGUUUUAUGGCGCAAGAAUGGAGCCAAACGGGUGUGCCUUCCUUACAAUCCACAGAAGCCUCAGACUGUAAAGAGCAUUUUGAGUCAUUUUGAGUUGGAAAAAUUUGAAAAAGGACCAAAGGAAAUUUUUGAUCCGGAUAUCCAGAAGGACAUUUUAGUGUUAGAGGAACAAGAAGGUUCCAUCAACUUCAAGUUUGGUGUAGUUUAUGCCAAAGAUAACCAGAUGUCAGAUGACGAGUUCUACAGUAACAAUGACCCAUCGCUUUCCUUUAACAGUUUCACAAAUCUUUUGGGUGACAGGAUUAAAUUAAAAGGAUGGGAAAAGUUUAAGGGUGGUCUAGAUGCCAAGUCCAAUGCCACAGGAACUGAAUCCAUUUACACCGUUUACGAAGGACAUGAGAUCAUGUUUCACGUGUCCACCCUUCUUCCUCAUUCACUCGAAAACAAACAACAGGUAGAGAGAAAGCGCCACAUAGGAAACGACAUUGUAAACAUCAUGUACUACGAAUCGAACAACCCAGAAUCUCACUUCUUUCCUCAAUUCAAGCCCUGUAUGAUGAGGUCACGAUUUACUCAUAUUUUUGCUGUUGUGUGUUUUAAUACAUGUGAUCAUUCGUAUAAGCUCCAUGUUUUUUCUGAAGAAUCAGUUCCUCUCUUCGGGCCUCCUCUUCCUUCACCUCCUGUGUUCCAUGACGCCGAUGAGUUCCGAGAAUUUCUUUUGGUCAAGUUAAUCAACGGCGAAAAGGCCGCUGUGAAUAACCCACUAUUUGCACAGAAACGAGAGAGAACUCUGGAGAUGCUUAUCAAAAAUAUUCACCAGGGAUACAUGAUGGAAACAACCAAGUUGUACAGGAGAGCGUUUAGUGAUGUAAUUCAAGAUGCCCACAUUUCAAGAAAAGAGGACGCAAGACGGAGCGAGUAUGUCAGAGUUGGUCAGACGUUAAAAGUGAAAACCAUUCUGAAAGGAGAUGCCCCGACAAGUUUAGUCACAACUGGACUACUAAAAAGAGAACCAUGGGAACCCCAGCAAUUCUGCAUGGAUUUCCCUCAUCCAAUUAUAUGCGGUGAUUCCUGGGGAGACAACAAAUUAAUAUUAUCAACAGAAAAUGGCACGUUUAUCGUUGAAGAGGGUCUUAAUCAUCGAUCAAUAUUCGAUAAGUCAGUCCCGGUGAAACAGCUGGACGUUGUAGAAGCGCACAGCCUUUUGAUAUUUAGAUGUGACAAAGGAAAAGAGAGCAAGAUUUAUGUGUACCGAUUGAACGACUUCGAAGGAGAAAUUCUGGACCAAGUAACACGAGGAAAAGCGGAGUGCAGGGAGAACAGAAUUGAAAAAACAAAAGGAUGCCAUCUGUAUGCUUUGAGUGGACAGGGAGCCAGUCAUCUUCGAAUGGUUGUGGCGAUACAAAAACGGCUACUGCUGUUUUCAUGGAAACACUCUGUAGCCUGGUCUACAUGGUGCCCCUCGGUUGACUUCGAAAUAGUUGAUGGUUUUAAUUUUGUGCGGGAACUACAGGCCUUUGAAUAUCCACAACUGAUUACGUUAAUUGAUGGCAUUAGGGACGACAACCAGAUUUGUGUGGGGUACAAAAACCAGUUUGACCUGAUCAACGAGAAAAAUGGAGACACCUUACAACUGUACCAGAUGGAGGCCAACAAGGUGAACCUGGUGGCGGCUUUAGAUAUAUACGAGGAUGAAGAAUCAGAGUUACUCCUCUGCUAUAAUCAUGUGAGUCACUUCCAGAAACUGUCAGAAGAGACUUCACAUGACUUUGACUUCAAUUGGAACUCCGAGCCAAGCAACAUUGUCUGCGCCUUUCCAUAUGUGAUGGCCUUCACCGCGGAUUCCAUAGAAAUCCGCCUCAUUAUCAAUGGAAAUCUUGUUCAUGUCAUGUCUCAACCUGAACUCAGCUUAAUUACAUCGAAGUGUGAUAUAUAUUUCACAACGAUUGCUGGUCCAGGGAACUCUCCCAAGGAAAAGACUCGUGAACAGGGAUACACGCCCCCUUCUUCCCCUUCUGCCAAAGCACUACGUCCUCCCCAGUAUAUAUACAAAAUCCCUCUCUCGUGCCUUGCUGGGCAAAUGGCAACCAGCGAUAAAUCCCCUAUGAAUCCUACGCCGCCUCUCACGUCUACACUUCUGGCUCCAGUAGCCCAAAAUGGCGACAGAUCACCUGUCACCAAACGACGAAGUCCUCUGUUAAGGACCAAGUGUAUCCAUCCCAGUGGGGAAAAGACUGCAAGCGACAGACACGACUCUUCCGGGUCAGAUUCCGGAAUCUCGAUUCUCAGACCAGGGACUAACAGUUCUCCACCGGAUAGCCCUUAUCAACAGACAGUGUGUACUUUGGACUUCUCAAAUCAGGAGACAGACUUAGUUUAACACAGAUUCUAACGUUGCGGCAUUUUCCAAAGAACAAAAAUGCACGUGCCUUAACCGUGUGCAACCAGCGAGAAUGGGACGUCUACAGACGAUUCAACUUGAGGAGAUUGAUAUUCAAGAUACUAAAGAAGUCAGGCGUGUAAUGGACAAAGAAAUUUAGUCUCCAAAAACACCAAAUGAACGAAAGUAAUCAGAUUAACCUCGUUUUGAAAUGAUACCAUCAAAAACCGUUAUAUUCAUUUGUUACACCGGUGGUUCUUUAUUUUCUGGGUUGAGAAAAAACCCAAAAUAAAACGCCCCUGAGACUGUCACUGAUAUUUCUUUUGGCCUCUAAUGAAGAAUUUAAAUCACGAUUUUUCGUUUUUCUUAAAAAUUUUCAUAGUUUUGUUCGUCAUGUUUAAUAUAUUGGUGCUAUUUGAACAUUUGUGAUGUAAAUCAGACUUAUUGAUUGUUACCCAUAUAGAUUUAUUUGAGAAUAUUUUUCAUUGCCCUGAUUGUUGAUGGGUAAAUUUUGUGCACGAGACAGCUGUCUAAACACCGUUUGAAAGACGAAGCAAUCGGACAUUUUUGUGGAAACGAUUUGCGAUCCAUGGAAAUUUUACAUGGGACCUUACACUUUGUUUUGUAGAAAUUUUGUCGAAAUAACAGUUUAAUUUUUAUGUAUAUAGUUAUAUUUUUAACAAUGUUAUGGUAUCGAAAGUUUCCUAUUGUCAUAACACGUUUUCCCCUUAAGCUUAUUCAUUCAUAAUUUCGGGAAAAUGAUAAGUUUUUAUCUUUUUUCAAUUUGUUCCACUGAGAUAAGGAAUUACACGUGUCCUCCGUACUGUUGGUAUCUGAUCUUGGCACUUUAAUUCUCUCAGUCGAGAACCUCACUUUUCCUACAUGUACAUAGAGUUCUAGCGUGAUAUUCGUCAAAUUGCAUUUUCCCCUUUAAAGUUCAUUUCAAAGCAUUAUGUUGUCAAAGCAUUAUGUUGUUGAAUACAUUUAUCAGUUUGAUAUUGAGACUUUAAGAAUUUCAGGAGAUGUUUUUCGCACAUUUUGAUAUUUUAUUGAUUCACAAUAGAAAUACAUCCACACCCAUGAGCUCAUUUUCAUUGUUUUGUUGGGAAAUCGUCAUAUUCUUCCAACCGAAGACGUAUGCUAACUCAAUUACAAGUCUGUGAAAUUAUAACAGUAUUAAAGAAAGUGAAAAAUAAGUAUUUGAACUGAAAAUUGGUAGCCAAAAGAUUUGUUUAGAAAUGUGUUUGUUUCGUUUUUCAUUUUUAUUUCAAAUCCUAAAUAUGUUAAUUCCAUUCUCGUACAACUUCGACCUGUGGAACCAUAUUCUUGUUAUUUUAUUAAUGUUUCCAUUAUAAUAACUCAGGUUCAUUCUGAUCUGUGUGAGCUUGUACUACAUGAAUAUUUCUUGCGAAGAAAAAUAUGUUGUUCUUUUUCUCUUUUUAUCACACCGUAGUUGUUUUUAUUGAAAAUAAAACAUUGUUUUGAGACGUACAA